Messenger RNA from Austrofundulus limnaeus, 1364 nucleotides. Its product is annotated as dyslexia-associated protein KIAA0319-like protein. Lineage: Eukaryota; Metazoa; Chordata; Actinopteri; Cyprinodontiformes; Rivulidae. The record is from RefSeq and is a predicted model, not a curated record.
CCCGCCUGAAGCCCGUCCCUCCUCCCACCUCCUCGGCUCUCAUGCGCUCAGACUCAGAGUUUGACAGCGAUGAGGGGCAGGAGCGGGGACACCUGCUGCGGCCCCAGAACGGCUCCCUGAGGAACGGCCAGGGGCCCCCGAGGGCCCUGAAGCCCCGGGAGGAGCACCUAUAGCAGCAGCUCCUCCUCUUCAUCGAUGAAGGCUGACCACCUCUGUUUCUGCUGCAUCUGAGCCAGCUGCUGUUUCACUGACCCGAACCUGGACUGUGGGGGGUUCUGACCCGCCCCAGUGGGACCAACACUGCUUACAGACAGAGAGGAAGUUACCUGCUUCACUUCCUGUUUCAGAUAGCCACUGGACGCGCUCAGACCUCACUUCCUGUAGACACAAACACACACACACACACACACACACACAACACAGAGGAGGAGCUACCAAACACUGCCACGGACCUGAACCAGAACCACCGGUACCAACGGACCCACCUUCACCUGCAUGAGGAGCACCAGGCCGACACCGGAGAAUCUUCUGCAUGUUUGUGUGUCCGGUGUGUGCGUUUGUUUUUCUGUUAUUAACUAACAGGCUUUUAUUCUGAAAACCUCAGAGUCUGCAGUUCCAUCAGGCUUUUAUUCUGAAGGGCUGUGAGCGGCUCUAACACUGGAAUGUGCUGAUGUGUUGAUGAUGAGGAAGAUGAAGGUGCUGGAACCACUGAGAAGCUGCACUUUCUGAUUAAAAUCUUUGUUGUUUGUUUGUUUUUAACAUGUUUGAGUCCAGAAGUCAAAGAUCAAAGUUGAAAUCUUUAUUUAGUUCAGUUUCAGCAGCUCACUGACUGUUUCUCUUUAUUGUCUCUGAUUAUAAACACAGUUUGGGGACAAAAAGAUGUUUAAAGAGACCGGCUGAAACCAGUCUUCCUGCUGUGUGACCUUCAGUCUGUGGAUCUGAUCCGAUCUGAAGUUUAAAUGUUUUAUUUGAACGGUUCCUCCGAGGCUUCCUGCUGCUUCAGACACAACAUUCACAUCUAGAUAGAUUUAAAACCAGUCUGAUGUUGGUUCUGUUGGUCCAGAUAAAACCCUCAGGUUCUGUGUCUGAUUCUGGACCUGACUUCAGGAUCUGGUUCUUCCUGUGGUUUCAGUGUGACCUGGACCCUGCAGGUCCACUGUGAGGACCACUGAAGGCUUCUUGUUUUUACUGGACUGGAUCACCUGGAAAGUGUGAAUAAAAUGUUCUGGUUUUAGUGGUUUAACUGGACUGUCCAGUUAGCUGUGUUUCUGUUUCAAACAAAAMGAUCCACUUCCUGUCUGGACUCUCUGACUUCCUGCUGCUUUGAUUCUGAGUCUUUAUUAAAAUCCUCAUCAGCUCCAACA